Molecule: messenger RNA, 2046 nt
Organism: Aureobasidium subglaciale EXF-2481
Lineage: Eukaryota; Fungi; Ascomycota; Dothideomycetes; Dothideales; Saccotheciaceae
Exons: 5
Coding region: 1-2046 (681 amino acids)
Biological process (GO): DNA-templated transcription
Cellular component (GO): nucleus
Molecular function (GO): zinc ion binding; DNA binding
Source: RefSeq, a predicted model, not a curated record
AUGGAGCAUGUCACAGAUACCAAGCUGAAUGCGGCACCUCCUGCCAAAAGAAAACGCGUUGUGACAGCAUGUUUAGAAUGUUAUAGACGAAAGCAGAAGGUGCAAUCAACACGUCGGCCGAAAAUGAUGGCAGUCGCGCUGACUUUCAAAGUGCGACAGGAAAAAGCCAUGCCAAAAUUGCGUAGGCCGAAAUGUGGCAGCAAAAUAUCGCAAUCCACAGCACCAGAAUCCAAAUCACACUCGCCUGUUUCGGCCGAUGACACUACUGAAGAUGAUCCGACCCUCCAAGAAACUGCAUCCGACGGUACUGCACUUUCGUCCUUCUACGAUGUUCAUGCUUUCACAGAUCUGAAGAAGCUACUUGAGGAUGAAGAAGUCUUCCAAGUAUCAUCCAGAGCUCCCCUUGACCAGAACAAGCCAUGCUCGAAGUUCUGGAUCCUCGCUGCUCAGCUUCCAGACCCUGGGGUGCUAGCGAAAGCAUUCAACUACUACUUCGACGAGGUGCAUUGGCGAUACAAUGUUGGUCAGAAAUGCUACAUGGAUGCUCAACUUGAAAGGUGGACGACAAUAGUCAGCACACCAGCUUCGCAACGUACUGGCGUCAGUAAGGAUUUGCCGUACUUCGUGGUAUUUUCGUUCGAGCUACUUGCUGUCAUUCUCCAGUACAUGCGACACGAUCGAGAGAUAGCUCGUUUACUGCAUGCGACCAAUGAGAAAGCCGCUGUCUAUAUGUCCCGAAGGUACAACGAUGUAGCUUCUGAGCUCCUGUUACUCCUUGGUCGGCACAAUGGCACCAUUACUGUUGUUGACUAUGAUUUGCUCCGAGCGAGCUGGCUAAAGAACAACGGUCGCGGGAUUGAGAGCUGGUACGCUAUCAGUGAUGGUAUCCGACAUGCACAACAAUUGAAUUUACAUCGAGAGCCACGACCCGUUGCAAACAGUCCCGAGCUUGCAAAGAACCUCGAGCAAUUCUGGUCCCAAGAGUACGGAAGACGAGUAUGGGUGAAUUUGUUCUGCUGGGACUCGGGUACUGCGAUGAACCUCGGUCGACCACGUAUCAUCAACGCGAAAGACUGUGACGUUAACCUCCCGAUUGACUGUCCUUUUCCUGACGACCCAUCCAAGACCGUGCCCAUCCCGAAGGAUGAACACACACCCUCGCCACUGUCUUUGCUCCUCUUUAGAUAUGCUGUUGCUCGCAAAAUUCAUGAGAUUCGCGAAUUUGGUCUGGACAAGCAGGAUGCUGACUACAGCUCAGUUUGGGCCUUCCAUGAAAGCCUCAACAACUUGCUGAAGGGCAUGCCACAUUAUAUCAACCCUAACGACCCGGCGACCUAUCUCGAUUCUAGUUUCUCAUAUCUGCCACUGCAUAGAGAAGAAGCUUCGAGUGGAUUGAACUUGGUCAUCAUGGAGUUGCACCGGCCUUUUAUCGCGAUGCACGCAGAGAGUCGCAUUGCCGUCAUGAACGCCGCAAUCGGCUCCAUAGACAACCAGCACGCUCUCAUGGACUUCUCUGGAAAACAUCACUACGUCUACUUCGGCUUUGGAUUCUAUCCCGCCAACGCAGCUAUUACGCUCGCUGCCAUCGCCCUCGUCUACCCAAGCCACGGUCAGAUCGAGCCGAUCGAGAAGAAGAUCAAGCAAGCGUUAUCGAUUCUGGUCAAUAUACAAGCGUCCAACAUAGUGGCUCGAGCAGCUUUACCUGUUGUCCAGCGGCUAUACGACAAAGUCCGAGACUCUUUGCAGCAGAACCUCUCGGGCUCACCCAACACCAGUAGCCCGGAGUCCGCACCAAGCCAGGAUAGUGGUUACAUACCAACGACUACCUCCAUGCUCGAUUCGACACCACUAGCACCUAUUAGUACUGAGUUCAUGGUCGAAAAUACUGGAUAUCUGCCAAUGCACGAUGCUGCGGAUAUGCCAUCUUGGACCGAUGUGCCGCAGAUCAAUGACUUUGAUGCCACCUUCUGGCUAGAGCAAUUGAACAAGAUGCCUGAUAAUAUGUCACUCAAUGGCGUUGUCAAUCCGGAUGCGCUGUGGUCAUAG